Messenger RNA from Poecilia latipinna (sailfin molly), 2065 nucleotides. Its product is annotated as ski oncogene-like. Bases 1 to 1473 code for a protein of 490 amino acids. Gene Ontology annotation, molecular function: DNA-binding transcription factor activity, RNA polymerase II-specific; RNA polymerase II cis-regulatory region sequence-specific DNA binding; SMAD binding. Gene Ontology annotation, cellular component: transcription regulator complex; cytoplasm; nucleus. Lineage: Eukaryota; Metazoa; Chordata; Actinopteri; Cyprinodontiformes; Poeciliidae. The record is from RefSeq and is a predicted model, not a curated record. The transcript is spliced from 7 exons. Gene Ontology annotation, biological process: negative regulation of transcription by RNA polymerase II; negative regulation of BMP signaling pathway; negative regulation of transforming growth factor beta receptor signaling pathway.
AUGCAGAACAUCAUUAGUGCCAAGUGUCUGAAAGCUGUCGAAAACAUUCCCGUCACAGCGCAACUGGAGUGCUCCCUAACAACCCCGAGCAUUAUGCUGCUGCUCCCUGAGCAGGCCGCCAGGCUGAGCCCCACAGCAGCCGGCUCGUCUUCGCUCGCCUCCGUCGCUCGGGUCUCCAGGCCUGAAAGCGAGCAGCUCACCUCUGGGAGAAAGAGGAAGCAUGCGUCUGAUGGCAUCCCUGUGAAAAAGUCCAAACUGGAAGACAUCCCGUCACAGUCUCCACUUGGUGACAAAGAGAAGCAGCACGACUGGCUGCAGUCUCUGUCUGCCUCAAGCAAGGGGAUCAACUGCCUGCAGCCCAGACAGAGACCUUCAGCUUUCAGACCAUGGUCUCCUCACAUCUCUGCUGGGGAGAAGGAGCCGCCCCCCCACCCUCUGGCUCUGCUGAGAGACAGCUUCUACAACUACAAGAGCCUCGAGAAUGCUGUGGCCCCCAACGUGGCCCUCACGCCACUCCCUCUGGGGAAGGCGGGGCCCACAUCCCCGCCUGCCGCCAACACGUCCCAGCCUUCAGAUGAGGGUGCCAGCCACAGCUCCAGACCUCGUAAGAGAAGAGCUACGGAGGAGCUGCCGGCUCCAGCUCCAGAGGGCCCUUGCCCCCCACCUGCUGCCUCCUGCCGGCCCCCACCGCAGGAUGACAAGGACUCCGAGGUGGAAGUGGAGGUGGAGAGCCGUGAUGACUUCACGUCCUCCAUGUCCUCCCUGUCCUCGCCGUCCUUCACCUCAUCCAGCAGCUCCGCCAAGGACCUGAGCUCACCGGGUGCCCAAGGGCCGGUCUGCACCGUCACGUUGGCGGAAUGCUCCGCCCCUGCCGCUGCAGUCCCCGCUGUGGCCGUGGCGCCUUUGGAGCUGGGGCUGGAGUCAGAGCUGGAGAGCCUCAGGCAGGCGCUGGACGGCGGGCUGGACUCCAAGGAGUCGAAGGAGAAGUUCCUACAUGAGAUCGUGAAGAUGAGAGUGAAGCAGGAGGAGAAGCUGGGCUCAGCCCUGCAGGCCAAGCGGAGCCUCCAGCAGGAGCUGGAAUUCCUGCGGGUGGCGAAGAAGGAGAAGCUCCGAGAGGCGACCGAGGCCAAGCGCAGCCUGAGGAAGGAAAUCGAGCGUCUGCGAGCCGAGAGCGAGAAGAAGAUGAAGGAGGCGAACGAGUCACGGAUCCGUCUGAAGAGGGAGCUGGAGCAGGCGCGGCAGCUGAGGGUCUGCGAUAAAGGCUGCGAGGCCGGCCGUCUCCGCGCCAAAUACUCCGCACAGAUCGAGGACCUCCAGAUGAAGCUGCAGCAUGCCGAGGCUGACCGCGAGCAGCUCAGAGCCGACCUGCUGCAGGAGCGGGAGGCCAGAGAGCACCUGGAGAGGGUGGUAAAGGAGCUCCAACAGCAGCUCUGGCCCAAACCUGGCAGCAAAGAAGCGGCCCCUAACAAGUAACCCCGAGACAAGCAUCGGCACUCAAUCAUUCCCCCUCAUUGCUCUCAUCCCAUCUGACACAGCCUGCUGCUCCAGCAGCUCUGGGCCGACCCACGGCACCACCGUCACCGACACCUGAACCCAAAUCGUCCAGAAGACAGAGAAAACGUUCCCAUCAGAGGAAACACGCAGGUGUUUUCUGAUCCAGACCCAUGAAGAGUUAAGGGGAGAGCAGAAGCAGCCAGGGGAUACGCGUUUCUAAAUCCAGCACUGACUGACUCACCGUUCACUCUCAGACCUGCAAACAGACGAGGAUGCAGCUGCGCCCGCCAGAAAACGAAACCAGACUCUCACGCCGCACUAACAAACUGCUGGAAGGCCAUCAUGACAUCACAGCUGCAGCGAGGGGCCACAGCCUAGAGGGCGGGGCCGGGGCCGGCCCCUCCAAAUAAAAGGCUUCCAGCGUCGGCUCACGGCUGGAAGCAGGCAGAGGCUCUUCAAGACAUUAUAAGCUAUCUAGAGACUACAUAGUGAUAUGGACAGGAAAAAAAAAUGCUUUCAUCAGUGCUGGUGGAGUGGAAACAAAUGAAUAUGAUAGACAAUAAAUGUAAAA